UGCUCAGAUCUUCCUUCGCAGAGGAGAGCAGCGGCCGGAGUGUUUUGCGGUCUCUGCGUGGACCUGGUGCUUACAGCGUCUUGCGACUUGGAAGCGGAUUCAGACGACAGGACAGAACACUUGGGUAAGUGAAUCUCUGUCUGUCUGUCUCAUUGGUUUGUUUAUUUCCAUUUUCUUAAGGAGCACAUACCUCAUACCACACACACACACACACACACACACACACACACACACUCCUUUAUUCUGGGGGUCAGAACAUUGGUAGGGGGCCCUGGGAGCUGCAGGUUUCCUAAUCAUGUCUGCGUCUAAGAACAGUGGCGUCUUUUCUGGCUCUUCCUAUGAGCGGUCCCCCAGCCCGGACUCCCCAAGAUCCAUGCUAGCCUCACCCAGCUUGUCCCUCUCCCCUCCCAGAAACUCAGACCUAAGAGAAAGCUCCUCACCAGGGAUCAGGAGCUACCAUUCACCAUCCUCUAGGGCUUCACCACACUCACCUACGUCAUCACCAGAAACCCACAAGCUCCCAUUUCCCUUUCCUAACGGUGAUGGGCAAUCAGUGAAGGAAUUGGGCUCGCCCGUGUCCUCCUCUGGGGAUUCUUUAGCUUCACCACGUUCAUCAGUAAUAUACCACAUGUUCUUACUGCCAUCACCCAGCAGCUCACCCCCAGCUCUAGGGGAGGCUCCUGUGUCUCCCAGCUACUCUCCAAACAACCCCAGAUUUCAGCUGGAGUCAGCCCCCCACACCCAGGAAUCACCUACAAACUCACAAGCCUCACAGCGCUCCUCCCCUAUGUCUUUCAUCUCUCCAUCCCCAGCCCUCAGGGACUCUCCUGUGUCUCCCAGUUACUCUCCAACCAUCCCCAGGUUUCUGCGGGAGUCAGCCCCAUGCAGCCAGGAGUCCCCCAGAAACUCACAGGUCUCAGGAGAUUAUGAGCGGUCCCCCAGCCCUGACUCCUCAAGAUUCAUGCCUGCCUCUCCCAGCUUCUCCCUCUCCCCUCCCAGAAACUCAGAGCCAAGGGGCAGCUCCUCACCAGGGAUGUGGAAGACAAUCACCGAUGUCAUUGUGCUCUCCCGUGUCCUCUUCUGGAGAUUCUUCACAGUCACCCCGUUCCUCAAUAAUAUACCAUAUGUUCUUACUGCCAUCAUCCAGCAGCUCACCCCCAGCCCUCAGUGA
Piliocolobus tephrosceles (Ugandan red Colobus) is the source of this 1171-nucleotide messenger RNA. Its product is annotated as DNA-directed RNA polymerase II subunit RPB1-like. The record is from RefSeq and is a predicted model, not a curated record. The transcript has 2 exons. Bases 296 to 1171 code for a protein of 291 amino acids. NCBI's taxonomy places the organism in Eukaryota, Metazoa, Chordata, Mammalia, Primates, Cercopithecidae.